Hevea brasiliensis (rubber tree) is the source of this 708-nucleotide messenger RNA. Its product is annotated as K(+) efflux antiporter 5-like. Gene Ontology annotation, molecular function: potassium:proton antiporter activity. Gene Ontology annotation, biological process: potassium ion transmembrane transport; proton transmembrane transport. Gene Ontology annotation, cellular component: membrane. The record is from RefSeq and is a predicted model, not a curated record. NCBI's taxonomy places the organism in Eukaryota, Viridiplantae, Streptophyta, Magnoliopsida, Malpighiales, Euphorbiaceae. The transcript has 2 exons. Bases 1 to 708 code for a protein of 235 amino acids.
AUGCAGCUAGGAGCAGAUGCAGGCGCAGGUACUGGAUCAACAACUGGUGCAGAUUCAACAGAGACAGAUUCAACAGAGGCAGUUAAACUGGACAAGGAGAUUAGGGAGCGGUUUUACGGGAAUUUGUUGAAUUCCUCUGCGCCUGAAAAUGGAGAAGGCAGUAUAGCCAAAAUGUUUGAUCGAGUUCUGGAGAAAGAGUUCUCCGAAAAUGAUCAGCCUGAAGGUUCUGAUGGAAGCAGCUUCAACAGCAGUGUAGCUGAUCAACAGGCUGUAUUGGAGACUGUAGCUAAAAUCACUCAUGAGAAGGCCAAGAAAAAUGAUACACAAGUGGCUAAUGGAACAAAAUCAUUCCAGUUUCCAAAUGUAUUUUCACUUGAAAAUGAAGAUUCUGAGGACAUGACAACUCUUAUUGACAAAAAGGACAAUGUAUUUGUGAUGUCAAACAAGAAAUCCAAGUACCCAAUACUUCAAGUAGAUUUGAGAUUAAUUUCAGAUCUGGUUGUUGUCAUAGUUUCUGCUGCCAUUGGUGGAAUUGUUUUUUCUUGUUUGGGACAGCCGGUCAUUGUGGGCUAUCUUCUUGCUGGUUCGAUUAUUGGACCAGGGGGUCUGAAAUUCAUUAGUGAGAUGGUACAGGUUGAAACUGUGGCGCAGUUUGGUGUUGUGUUCCUUCUUUUUGCUUUAGGGCUGGAGUUUUCUUUGACAAACUAA